GUGACUUGAAGCGCCAUCUUCCUUUCUUCUACAUGGUCAUUGUGUUUACAUCCAAAAGGUGGAGUGAAUAAAAUAAAAUAAACAGAAGAUGUCAUUUCUCGAUCAACAAACCACUGCUACAAAAAUAUUUUCUGAGGAUCAAAUCAGCAACUCCUACACAGGAGAAGAAGAAAUAAAAACAUACAAGAGUUCCCAGACAUGGUUUAUUAGCUUGUUACACCACGUUUUGCAGUUUCAAAGUGUGAACUCAUUGUAUUGUUUUCUGUUUAUUCUUCAAACUGUGUUCAUUAUACUUGUAUUACUUAGAAAAUCAAGGAGUAAUAUUUGUUUUAAAAAUGGAACUAUUUCCUACUUAGCCAAGAAAUGCAGCAGCAAAGUGAUAAACAAUGUACUUUCGAUGAUUGACAUUGACUUAAACCUUACGGACUCAGAUGGAAAGGCUCCUUUACAUCUUUACGCAGAGAAGAACAACGUAUGUUUUGGGGAGUUGUUAUUAAAUGGUGGCGCAGAUGUUAAUGUCAAAACUAAAGGUUAUGACUCAGGAAAGAGUCCAUUGUUUAUUAGCGCGGAAAGAAAUCACAAAGACUUUGCACAACUUUUGGUGAAAUGGAAAGCAAAUGUCAAUGAAAUGAGUGGUCGUAGUGAAAAAAAAUCAGCUUUACAUGUGUGUUUUGCACGCGGAUAUGUAGACAUUGCGGAUACUCUGUUGGAUGCAGGUGCUGAUGUAAAUCUGGCUGACGGGAACGGUAAGACAGCUUUACAUUAUGCUGCAACGUACGAAAGUUUGAAACGUGUCCAGCUGCUAGAAAAGCGUACAAAUAAUUAUUGCUCUAGAGUAUUGGGUGAAAAGCCUGACAUGAAAGAUUGGACAGCUUUAUAUAAUGCUGCUAUAGAAGACAGUAAGAAACGCAUCCAGUUACUUUUAGAUAAAGGCGCGGCUAUUAAUAGCAUUGACAAUUUAGGACAAACGGCUUUACAUUACGCAUCAUACGGCGGUUCCAAUGAAAUUGUCGAUUUUUUACUUGAAGCUGGAGCCUCAGCAAAUAUCACAGACAACUGUGGUGAAACAGCUUUACACUGUGCUGUUGUGUACGCGCGAAAUCCUGAAACAGCCUUAACACUGUUAAAAAAGACAAGUGUUUUUGACAUCGCAGACAUGAGUGGCAACACAGCCUUAUACUACAGCUGUCGGGGCGAUCUUAAAGAAGUUGUGGAGGCGUUACUGGACGCUGGAGCUGAUGUUGACAGCAGAGGCCAGUUAGGGAGCACCCCAUUGCACCACAGUCUAUGGUGAGGGAAGAUUGACACCAUGAGACUGCUUAUCCAACGUGGCGCUAAUCUUGACAUCACAGCCAACAAUGGUCAAACAGCUUUGGAUGCGGCCACUAUACAUGCAAACAAUGAAGCAAUUGCUCUUCUAAGACAACACGGAGCUAAGUCAUCAUCAGAGAUUAAGGAUAAAAACACAAGCGCUGUUGUAGACUGUUCAACGUUAACUGAAGUAAAAUCAACAAAAGAAACAACUUCAUCUCCAAGUAUUACAACGCCACCAGCUUCUACUUAUACUCCAACUUUGAGUGAUGAUACUACUCCAAGUUAUGGACAAUCUAUGGAUACAACACCAACAGCUUCUACCACUACUCCAGAUGGAAGUACUGAUACUAACCCAAGUACUGAUACUGCACCAUCUAUGGAUACAACAUCUAUAGCUUCUUUAACUACAAAAGCACGUGAUGAUACUACCCCAAGUAAUGAUACUGCUCUAUCUAAGGAUACAACACCAAUAGCUUCUACCACUACACGGGAUUUAAGUUAUGAUACUGCAAGUGCUGAUACUGCACCAACUAUAAAUACAACACCAAAAGACUGUAUCACGACUACAACAGUUAUUACUACCCCAAAUAAGCAAGACACAAUGGUCAGACAAGCAAAGAAUAGCAUCAAGACUGUAGUCAAAAUAGGGAACAGAAAGUCCACAACUAUAAAUCAUGUCAGACUUAAUCGAUCGAUUUCUUACCACAUUAACCAAAUAAACAUCAACAAUGUCGACUGUCUGGCCAUCAAUGGAAAUAUCAGAACUUCUAUUCAAAAUAAAUAGGCCUACAUAUAGAUAAAAGUAAUAUGUGAUUAUUUAUCGUUAUUGUUGUAAGGACUGAAGCUGAAUGCGUGUUUGUAUACAAUAAAUUAAUUUGUAAGAGUUAAA
Molecule: messenger RNA, 2203 nt
Organism: Physella acuta
Lineage: Eukaryota; Metazoa; Mollusca; Gastropoda; Physidae
Product: putative ankyrin repeat protein RF_0381
Biological process (GO): protein localization to ciliary inversin compartment; protein localization to T-tubule; regulation of cardiac muscle contraction
Cellular component (GO): cilium; T-tubule
Molecular function (GO): protein binding
Source: RefSeq, a predicted model, not a curated record